This is a messenger RNA of Lingula anatina, 1909 nucleotides long. RefSeq lists its product as uncharacterized. The record is from RefSeq and is a predicted model, not a curated record. NCBI's taxonomy places the organism in Eukaryota, Metazoa, Brachiopoda, Lingulata, Lingulida, Lingulidae.
AUAAACGGCCAUUCUUGAAUUACGUAGCAGGUAGAGUACUCAUAUUUAGAGUUACUCUCCUUACUUGAGCUUUAUUAUUGUCAUUAAUCUAGUCAGGGGAACAUAUUGGGUUCUCUGACACUAAGAACGUCAAACGACGACCAAAGGAUCAUAAAAUGGGUACCGAAGCACACCGUUUGAUCACAGUUUCUUUGGGAAAAAUCGCACAAUGCAGACAACAACGUGGUGGAGUCAAUUUGCAUAAAAGCCUUCUUGUAACAAAGGUGCUAUACAAAGCCAGGACUGCUUACAUGAUGCAGAAUUUUCGUGAGGUAGUAGACUCUAAAACCAGGACGGCCAAGACACACUCAUCGAGCGAGAAACAGGUCAGUAAAUCCAAAUCUGCUGAAACCACGCUACAAGUACAAAUUCACCCCACGCCGGCGGGAAAUGCCGCGCCAUGUGACUCUGAGAGUGCAGGUUGCAUAAGCCCGUCUGAGACCCACGAGGACAAAGAAAACAUUCCCCCUGCACAAGAAAUGAGUGCUGAAACAAAGGACAGUUUUGAAAAUUCCGACGAAAAUAUGAUCUCAAAAGAGUCGAGUUUAGACAAUAAAUCGGACGUUGAUAACAAUGCUGAUUCCGAGUGCGCAAAAUGCGUGAAACGUCGACUCAGUGAAACCGAGCUCGCCGUGGACUCUAUUUCCCCCGUUAAACGCUCAAAGUUUUGCGAUGCGGAGACACAAGUAGACACAGAGCCCAUGCAGACGGAAACGACUCAGAUCUCAAACUUGGUGAACAUUUUCAGUUCGGGCUUCACUGGAUUGAUUUCCAAUAGUCAUAACAAUAACAGUUCAGUGGAGAAUUCGAUCCAAACAGCUGAGAAAACUAGGCUGGGCUCAGACACCCAAUCGACUAUUUCUCAGUGUGGGAAGCACAUAAAAGAAGCCUUUGAGACCCUGGCCCGUCCCGUUAUCGCUCUCACAGUAUGAGCAACCGGAAAACCUCCCGAGUUGAUUCAGUCGUUUACCUUUGUGUGGGGUACGUGGCACAGGCUAUCCCAAAGGCCAAGCCCCCCAAGCCGGACUGGUGCAAACCACAACGCACUAGCGUUACCUGUAAAGGAAAGGUGCUGUAACUCUUUAUUUACCAGCAAGUGCCUUGUGGCAAUACGGUGCCGAAGCCAAUGUUUAAUUCCCGUUGGAGGAAUAUUGAACGAUUUGCAGUGAUGUUGACAGUAUUCUGUGGUUUAAUGAAGCAAACUGUUUCAAAACCUAUAAGAUAAACUCUUGAUUAUAUUUAAAAAAGAAAAAAAAAAUGCGUUCAGACUUUGAAUGUUACAAGUUUAUACCCUCAGGGACUCGAUGUGAUUAAGGGCAUACAGACUUAACAGUAACAUUUAGUGAGAUCUGUUUGAACGUGGUCAGUGAGUGUGAACAAUGAAAUCCAUAUGUUGGAAAUAAUACAGGUGCGAUUGCAGAUGGAUUUACGAUUAACUGAUACUCCUUAUGUUAAAAAGUGGAAUUUGAUACGCCAAAAAUGCUCUUUUUGUCAUCUGUCAUUAUUAUUUUUAUUGUCAUGAGAGAACCUGCGUAUUUUAGGUUGUUCUUGUAGAAUAGAGAUUCAGAAUCAGACUUUAGUGCAAUUUAUUAACUACAGUCUUGAAAACGAGCGAUUUAAGUGUGGUAGAAGUGAGUAAAUCUGUUGUUUUCUGUAGGCAAGAUGUGUAAAUAUGUCACACCUUGCAUUCAAUAGAAGGAGAAUGAGUCAUGGUCAUACGUUCCUCCAUCAUGACAAAGUCCAUGAAAUGGAUUCAUGCCUAAAGAAUGUACAUGUAAAAUCGUCAUAUAUCGUCUCGUAAUACAUUCAAUGUGAUCACCCUGUUAUUGUUUCUCUUGAAAUAAAAGAGAUGUAUUAAUUUGAAAUGCAA